AUGUCAGCGAAGAAAGUUACGUCAUGGCUGUGGUCCAAUCCCGUGUCUGGAGAUGGUGACGUAAGUGAACAUUCGUUGCAAUCGAAAACUACCUCGAAAAGUAAAACGAAGGAGUCAAAAAAGGCGAGUGCCAAUGCGUCAGAGCAAAACAAGACGAAAGACACUACAAGUACUGGUCAUGGCAACGAAACCAGCAAAAAGUCACAGGAAUCUGGGUCGUCGUCGAGAAAGAGCGAAAAGGUCAAUUCGAAAAAGAGACGAUUGGCAGACGAAUUUGAUCAACAAUCCUCAAGCAAAGCUAAGAAAAACAAGACGAAACAGUCCGUAAACGAUGAGCAGAUGAAAAGAACAACAAAUGAAGACAAAACACCGAAGACCCCCAAACGUGCCGCUCCUCUUUCUUUACCAAGGACUCCGAAAGGAUUGUCGGCUUUAGCUGACGAUGUUCGAUAUUCUUUUGCUCUAGAAAGUGAGUGCGACACGGGGAGCGCAACAAAAAACAUGGCGAAUCCACUGAAACAGAAAGGAUUCCUUUCGCCCUUCAAUAAACCUCGUAAAAGAUUGACAAGCUCCAAAACGCCGAAACCACAAGUGAAAAAACUUUCGUCUACCCAAACGACCGAAACGAUAGAGCCAAACUCUAAAGAAAGAAAAUUUCUAGACAGCGGUAAAAUGAGCUUAGAUGCCCUGUUAAACGAUAAAAAUAUAAAUUGGUAG
This is a messenger RNA of Xenia sp. Carnegie-2017, 717 nucleotides long. RefSeq lists its product as uncharacterized. The record is from RefSeq and is a predicted model, not a curated record. NCBI's taxonomy places the organism in Eukaryota, Metazoa, Cnidaria, Anthozoa, Malacalcyonacea, Xeniidae. The transcript is spliced from 3 exons. The coding region runs from base 1 to 717 and encodes 238 amino acids.